Molecule: messenger RNA, 1683 nt
Organism: Tachysurus fulvidraco (yellow catfish)
Lineage: Eukaryota; Metazoa; Chordata; Actinopteri; Siluriformes; Bagridae
Gene: selenot2
Product: selenoprotein T, 2
Exons: 6
Biological process (GO): cell redox homeostasis
Cellular component (GO): endoplasmic reticulum membrane
Molecular function (GO): thioredoxin-disulfide reductase (NADPH) activity
Source: RefSeq, a predicted model, not a curated record
CUGGCAACCCUGUGAGAGUCUGCACAGUGUGUAGUGAACCUGUCACUCCUGUUAGUGACCGGGGCGUUGCAGUUCAUGCAGGUCCCCUCGCUUCUUCUUCAUAGAAAUGGCCGAAUAUAGCCACACGGGUAUAUUAACGGCUUUGUUGUUGUUUACGGCCGUGACGGUGAGAGAUAUUUACCUGGGCCGCACUGCGACAGAGCAGCAGGACGCGCAGAGCAGCGUGGCCUCCGGCGGCUUCCCGGAGGCGGAGAGCAGCACACACAGGCAGAACAAGCCGAAAUUCUACACAGGACCGGUGCUGAAGUUUCAGUACUGUAUUUCCUGAGGGUACAGUAAGGUGUUCCAGGAAUACUCCAGGUCUAUCAGCCAGCUGUAUCCUGACAUCAAAAUCGAGGGAGAUAAUUAUCCUCCCAAACUCAUCAACAAAUACCUUGCAAAUUUCAUCUCCUACUUUAAACUGCUUGCCAUUGCUCUGAUUGUCACUGGACAAAACCCUUUCCAAAUGCUUGGAACAAACACACCAAGAGUUUGGUCUUGGGGACAAGAAAAUAAGAUAUUCUCAUGUCUCAUGAUGUUCUUUCUCAGUAACAUGCUGGAGACACAGUUCCUGUCUACUGGAGCAUUUGAGAUAACAUUAAAUGAUGUUCCCAUUUGGUCGAAGCUACAGUCAGGGUAUGUACCGAACAUUCAGGAGCUCUUUCACAUUCUGGACAACCACCUCAAGAUGAAUCAGGCAAACAACCUCAAAUUCCCCUCGCCGUAGCACUGCUGUUUGAGCUGAGAGAGAGAGAGGUUUCUGGAGUUGUUUCUCUGGACAGUGAGACCGUGGACCGUGGCUUAAUGAAGGCCUGCACUGCAAACAGCUUGCUGUGGGUGUAGACUGGAUGUUCCUGUCACCACACACGCUUCCUCUGACCAGCGACACACUCCUCCAGACUGACUCAAUCUUGACCGGGCAGCGUGCUAUACGCAUCCAUUGUGUAAAAGUCAUUCAUAAGCCGGACACUCUAAACUUUAUUUUUCGAAUGCUGAAACUAGAGAUACAUGAGCAUGUGAGACCAAAUAAUCUUAAUAAGGAAAGUGUCAUAAAAUGUCUCACAUUUGUCUGCAAACGAUUGAUCAAGGGUAUGUUUUUUUGUGUGUGUGGGGCGCUGCUGUAAAACUGUAAUUAUGUAUACAGGAUCUUUCCCAUAUAUACAUUUCACUUGCACUGAACAGUUGUUUUUUUUUUCGGGGAUAAGGAAAAUAUUACUGGUAAUGUGCAAUUAAUUUUUUCCCCCACUUUGGUUAACGUGUAAUUUCAUGUACUUCUAGCUGAGAGUUGAGAUGGGAAGAUAUGUUGUUAGAUGGGAAACAUGGUAUCUAUUGGGGUCUGCAGAUUUAUCCUUUCCUCUUAUUUCUUCAGGCUUUUUUAGCAAAUGUAUAAAAAUGUUGUUGGACUAACCACUGUCUUAAUGAGAACACAGUACAUUGCAUAUCAGAUAUAAAUGGUACUCAUCGUUUUCAAAAGCGCUCUCUAUAUUUUUCAAUUUUUCUUUUAAUAGGUGAAAUAAUAAGAAACUUUUCUUUUAAUCAACCUUAUUCAUGAAAUUGUAAUGUCGAUGACGUUGAAAUUUAUCUUGAGCGAUCAGAAAUUUUACCUUUGUUUCAAAAGAAUAAAGAGGACAAAAAUUUACACCA